This is a messenger RNA of Rhipicephalus sanguineus (brown dog tick), 1720 nucleotides long. Its product is annotated as palmitoyltransferase ZDHHC15A. The coding region runs from base 54 to 1424 and encodes 456 amino acids. Lineage: Eukaryota; Metazoa; Arthropoda; Arachnida; Ixodida; Ixodidae. Gene Ontology annotation, cellular component: endoplasmic reticulum; Golgi apparatus. The transcript has 4 exons. Gene Ontology annotation, biological process: synaptic vesicle maturation; protein targeting to membrane; peptidyl-L-cysteine S-palmitoylation. Gene Ontology annotation, molecular function: protein-cysteine S-palmitoyltransferase activity. The record is from RefSeq and is a predicted model, not a curated record.
UGGAUCGGACGCAUUGUUCUGUCACAAGAGCGAGCUAGUAGAAGAAGAAGAAGAUGAGGAUGCCUGCGGUGAUCGGCUUUAUGCAACGUCGUGGCUCACUUUCAAGCUGGCUACCGGUCCUCGUUGUCCUGGCCGGAUUCUGCUGGGCCUACUACGCCUACGUGCACGUCUUCUGCCCAGUCCUGGUCGCGGACCACGCCGAACGCGUCUCGCUGUCGGCACUCUUCCACCUGAUCCUCUUCCUCGCCCUUUGGUCCUUUCUACGGGCGGUCACUGCGUCCAUCCCACCCGUACCAUCGCUGUACUCCGUGAACGCACCGAAUCGCAGGAUGAUAGCGGACUGCAAGGCUUACCAGGAGCGAAAAGAGAUACUGGAGGCACUGGGCUCCAGCAGAGGCAUCCUGACGCGCGCUGCCGACGGAAGCGUACGCUACUGCGAACAGUGCGGACUCAUCAAGCCCGACCGUUGCCACCACUGCUCUUGCUGUCGGAGAUGCAUCUUGAAGAUGGAUCACCACUGUCCGUGGCUGAACAACUGCGUGGCCUUUAGCACCUACAAGUUUUUCCUGCUCACGCUGUUCUACGUGGUGCUGCUGUCCACGUACACCUUCGUGACCGUCUCGUCGUACGCCUUGGACACAGCGACCGCGAUGGGGCUUCCCACGGGCGUCCUGGUACACACCGGCUUCCUACUGUUGGCCGGCACCGCGCUCACGGUUCUCAUCGGCGGCUUCUUCGGCGUCCACGUGCGCAUCUUGUGCCGCAACGAGACGACACUGGAAACCAUGCGCCCGUUCCUUUUCGUCGAGUCGCUCGACUCGUUCGACCUCGGCGUUCGCCGCAACGUUGUCCAAGUUUUCGGCUCCAGCGUCUACCUAUGGCCUUUCCCUGUGCACAGCACCCCGGGGGACGGCGUGCGCUUCCCGACAAAGCUUUACCCGGACCCAGGAACCACUAUCCUGACGCUAAUGCGGCAACGCUCGCGGCAGGUGGCACUAAGUCUCUGCGGCCAGAACCUUCCGGUCGUCUCACCGUCCAUGGAGACCGCAUUGGGAGAUCUCGUACCCUCGCCUGGCGCCACCGCUCGUCACGUCUCGACCACGACUGGUCGCGGGGAACCUGGAAAGGCGAUUAGGCGACCAGAAAGGGAUGCGUACCACACCGCCCUGGAGACCACGGGACUUUCACUGUCGUCGACGUCCGAGCAGUACCGGUCCGGGUUGACGGUGUCAGCCGUGAACGGUGGUGGUACCGUGCAGCUACCGGCAACGCCGCCCCCUGGACUGAUAUCGCCCAUCGGCGCACGUUCGCCAUUGCAGCGCUUAGGGGCGACGUCCACUCAAGGAUCGUCUGUGGUCGUCCCUCAGCCGACGCUCUUGAGGACGGGUUCCCAGACGUCCUUCGUGUCCGUUCAAACACGCUAGAAUGUAUAUAAAUAUCUCAUUUUUUCCGUGAUGACACUGCAGCAUAUUAACCACUUCUCAUUGUUCCCACAUAUGCCGAGAAUUCGUGUUCUUUUAUAGCAAUUUAAAAGCGUUCACGAACGCCUGAACCUCUCGUACAAAUAAACGUUCAACAUUUCGUACAAAUAAACCACACAGCCAUACAUUUAAGCCAUCUUUUAAAACAUAAACGCAAAUGCUGCAAGAAUUAUGCUUACGGAACCGUUACAAGUGUACAGAGAGUCUCUGGCCAUGUUGCGUCGUCGUCUUAUUCGGAA